Messenger RNA from Thecamonas trahens ATCC 50062, 2194 nucleotides. RefSeq lists its product as uncharacterized. The record is from RefSeq and is a predicted model, not a curated record. Lineage: Eukaryota; Apusomonadida; Apusomonadidae. The transcript has a single exon. The annotation marks the transcript as partial.
GCUUCUUUGGAUGGGGCCGCAGGCCCUCGUUUGGGUCGAUUGUGUACGGCUCGCCGUCAGCGCCGCCAACGGCUGGUGGCAGUGCGUAUGGCUCGAUGAACUCGACAACAACGUCGGCUACAGCAGACAACAGGGAAGAGUUGGAGGCGCUCAAGCGGGAGGAAGCCGAGCUGCGGAGCGAGCGCGAUGCCCUGCUCACAAAGCUGGCAAAUGCCGACGCCAAGCUGGCGGCCCAGAAGCGCGACCUGGAAGUUGCCGGAGCCGCAGGUCUCAAGCUCCAGGAGGACGUCGCCGCUGUCCGCCGCGCACUGACUGAGGCUCGCGCCGAACGGGAUGCCGCCAACGACAAGGUUUACGAGUUGGAGCGCGAGGCGCGUUCCCAGGCCAACGCCAUGAUCGACCUCAAGCUCGAGCAUCAGGAGGAGAUGCUCGACGCUAAUGAGAAGCUCGCAGCGGUUUCGGCCGAUGCCGACGCCGCCGACGCUGCAGCGCGUGCCGCCAAGGACACUAUUCGCAAGCUCAACACCGAGCUCGAGUCGUUGCACGACACCAACGACAAGCUCAAGUGCGAGGCCGAGGACGCCCGCUCGGCCAUGGCCGACCUGAAGGCCAAGCUCGAGGCCGCGCACUCGGCAGCGUGCUCAUCGCAGUCGUCGCUGGCCUUGGCACGGGCCGCAGAGCACGCGCUCAAGGCCGAGCUCGAGACUGCGCGUACACGCAUUGCCGAGCUGGAGGCAGCCAGCGCCGCAGCUGGUGAGCCGGCUCAGGAGUCUGCUCCCGAGUCGUCCAUCUCCUCCGAGCUGGCCAACGUAGCGUCGAUCGUCGCGUCAGCGGUCGACGGCCUCAACGGAGUCAACUCUGGUGAGCAGAGCCCGGACCUCUCGGUCCUCCGCGAGCAGUUCCUCAAGCUCUCGGCGUAUGUGCAGACGCUCAAGAAAAAGGUGGCGAGCGGCGGGUCCGGUGGAGGCGCGGGUGCCGGCGAUGUCACGCUGCAGCUGCGCAAGGCCAAGAAGACGAUCAAGUCACUUAUGGCGGCCAACAAGGUGCUGGAGGCCAAGGAUGGGGCGCCCAACGUGCAGGAGCUGUGCGACAAGCUCCGGAUUGUCAACGCUGAAAAGGUAGCACUCGAGUCGCAGCUCGAGGCGACGACCCACGCGUCGCGUACCGCCGUCGCUGCCCGCGACAAGGCCGAGAUGAAAAAGAAGAAGGCGUUGGCGGCUGUCAAGCGCCGCGACGCCACCAUCGCCGAGCUGGAAGCCAAGCUCUCGGUUGUGCCUGCAGGUUCGCCUGCACCAGUGCCGGAAGCCACAAGUGGUGACGAGCGGUCGCAGGUGGUUGCGGCGGCAGCAGCGGCGGCACGGAGCCGGCUGCUUGACGUGUGCCUCGACAAGCUGGCAGGCGUCGAGGCAGAGCUGUACAAGGCCAAGUCGGACCUCGAGGCUGCAGACAUGCAGAUUGGGCUCGACGACGCGUACAUCCGCGAGAUGGAGAGCGCAUACAAGGACAACUACAAGCACCUGGCCGAGGCCAAAGAGGCCGAGAUCAAGAAGCUGCAGGCGCAGCUGCACGCGCAAGACGACGCAGCCGAGUUUACCAUUGUCCGGCAAAAGGCCAAGAUCUCCGAGCUGGAGCUCGAGGCCGAGGCCGCGGCUAAGGAGCUCGUGGCCGAAAAGGCGGCGCACGCCAAGGAGCGCGAGGUGGCGGCUGCCGAGCGCGCAGCGCGGGUCCGUGCCGAGCUCGAGGCCAAGCUUGCGCGGGCAGCCGCAGCCGCAGCAGCGGCUGGUGACGGGGGUGCUGACGAGAACGUGUGCGACAACGCUAGAGCGGAGCGGGUCGGCCGCGAGCGGAUCCGCGACCAGUCCAACCGCGAGCGGUCGCGGUCGCAGCCACGCCAGACAGCGUCGUCCAAGCCGGCAUCCAAGACGAUAGCGCCGAUGGGCGCCAGUGGGAUGCCCGCCGGCAUGAUGCGCCGGCGGCAGUCGAUCGACGCCGGUGCUAUGGGCAUGUCGCCGCGGCGGAUGCGAUCGCCGUCGCCGGGCCCACCGGGCGGGUUCAUGCACCGCCCGCGCGCGGUCUCGCCGCAUCCGGUGCCGUUUGCUGUUGCUGCCAACGGCAACGGCACCUCGUCGCCUUUCCGCAUGCCAUCGCGGUCUCAAUACUCGGUGCGCAUGGUGUAACAAUGAAGAAUACUAAC